AUGGGUAAUGUUGCUUCUUGUACUCCAACCAAAGGUGUGUUCAAGGUGUUACUCUUAGAUGGAAGAAUAGAAGCAUACACAAAAGCAAUAAAAGCUGCAGAGUUAAUGGUAGAAUAUCCCGGACAGUUUGUUUGUGACUCAAGCUACCUCAAAGUAGGACAUCGAAUUCAAGGACUAUUAGCCGACGAAGAACUCGAAAGGCGCAAGUUUUACUUUCUUCUACCAAUGGAGCUGCUAUACUCAGUUCUAACUCAUGAAGAAAUGAGUUCUCUUAACUAUAAAGCGUCGAGGGCGACGAAGCAUGCGAGUUUGAACAACUUGGGAAAGAUAUUUCCUGUUUUUAGUGAGUUUUGCAUGUUUCCUAAUUCAGAGGCAAAGAGAGUAGUAUUUGAAGAUGAUAAGUAUGAGGUGGUAAUGGAGACAGAGCAUGUUCAAAGGUACUGCAAGCAGAGAUCUUGGAAACCAGCUCUAGACACAAUUGAUGAAACUCCAUGA
Molecule: messenger RNA, 495 nt
Organism: Vicia faba (fava bean)
Lineage: Eukaryota; Viridiplantae; Streptophyta; Magnoliopsida; Fabales; Fabaceae
Source: the annotation of a GenBank genome assembly